This is a messenger RNA of Mycena citricolor, 1338 nucleotides long. NCBI's taxonomy places the organism in Eukaryota, Fungi, Basidiomycota, Agaricomycetes, Agaricales, Mycenaceae. The record is from the annotation of a GenBank genome assembly.
UUGCGCUGUCAUGCACCUGAGGGCGGCGUGAUGGUUGAUGGCGAUCUGAUUAUCCUCAACUUACGACGUGCACCCAUGUCCGCCUCCCCACCUAUUGAUCCAGUUCUUUUGGCAUCUGGAGGUGCUCCAGAACCGCCCUCAGAGCCUGAGGUAGUCCCCGACAUCACCCGUGCUCGCUCCAUCUCCUCAGACUAUUCAAGUGUCGCUGCCGCCGUGGCCACUGAAGACGACGGCGACUCUUCGGCGGACUCCCGGCCUGGCUCACCUCGCAUGACCGGCCAGUUCCAAAUAAUUCGCGAAAACGAGACGGUUACCUGUUUAUGGAACAAUUGCGGGAUGCUUUUUGACACAUUGUCCACGCUUAUUGCACACAUCCACUCCAUCCAUAUCGGUAUGAACAAGCACAAGUAUACCUCUCACAUUCGGAAGCACACAGGCGAGAGACCAUUCAUGUGCACGCAUCCAGGUGAAUGUUCACGCCAUGACUCUGCAUAUGCCCUGUCUCACCUACGGAAAGAAUGCGAUAGCUCCUUCACUCGCUCUGACGCGCUAGCCAAGCACAUGCGCCAGCAACACGAUAUCUCGCCACCCCCUGCAGGGCAAAACCGUCCCCGGCCACGAAAACGAAAACGGGGUGCUGCAGACGACGAGGAAACCCAAAAUGAGACCCCACCUCCUGGGACACCUAUUCCUCAAGGAGAACCGAUCGUUCCAACGCCCGACGACAUUGAUACCCCGCCAGUGCUGACUCGCGAAUCGAGUGCCCCUAGGCCUACUACUCCACUGCCUCGGGUUACUUCGCUCGAAGCGCUGAGGACUGAUCUGCUAGCAGGGUCGCCUGGUCUACCUCACCCUCCAUCAUGGAUGUCCUCGACAGUGUUAGAGGACGAUGAUGUGGAUAUCACCUCUGGGGAGAACCUUCCACCCUUGUUGCGCUCGCGAUAUCUUCCUAGCGUCGACCUAGUGCUAGGUUGCUCGCCUGCAAAAGCGAUGUAUCUUAUCAUGAAAGCAAAGCAUCAAUAUGCUAUGGAACAACGUGCACUGCUCGAGAAUGAACUGCAGAUGGCCAAGUCUGAACUCUCGCGACUGAGAGCAAGGAAGGAUCAAGCACUGGAUGGUCUGUUGAACGGGUUUUUCGGCGCAUCUGCAAACCAUCUCAUUGCUGAAGUACCCAUCCCACCGAGUAUGCUCAUGGCCCCUCGAACCCCAAUCAAUAUCACAAACAAUUCCACGGCGAAUAUGAACGCUUCGCAUAUGUCGUCCCAAGCUGCUGGCACUCAUCGACGGCAGAUCAGACACGACUCGCGCACUCCACAGCAGGAACCUCCAGCCACAUAG